UAUCAAUCAUGCCAACAAUAAACAGAUUGAUUUAGAUGAUUUAUUCAUGCCUACAACUCAAUCCGAUUUAUCAGCGAUCGAUAAACAUAAUCAACAAUUAUUCAUAGCGAUUCUACUCAUCGCACGUCAAUUAUGCUCAGAAGAUUUUCGAUUAACUGGGAUAAAUUAUAAACAAUGGUGGUUAGAAACAUUUUGUACACCGUUUUCAUCAUCAACAUCAACAUCGGCAAUACGUAACAAUGAUCAACACCAUCAAUCUCAUAAUCCUUCUUCUGCACCUUUUGUACAAAAUAUCAUAUCAUCACGUUGUACUGUGGUGUAUUUUUGUAAUUUACUCAUUGGUUUGUUGCCUUUUAAAAGAAAUGUGAAAUAUUUACAAAUUCAACUGAAUACACGACCGAAUUGGUUUAAUCUCAUGAAAAAAUCAACCAAUAAUCGAAUAAAAACGCAUAUCAAUGAAAUUUAUAUUAAAGCUACUGAAGACGAAAUACUUGAAAUGGAUUUAAACUAUACAAACGAUAUCAUCCAUGAUGACAAUGAUAACAAGAAUAAUAAUCAUGACAAUCUUGAAAUGUACAUCGAAUCUUGUAUCAGUCGAUGGAAUGAUUAUUGUGACAUUACACAAGGACGAUUAGCUGAAUUAAGAGAACACAGUUUUACAAAAAAAGUUACGCUGAUAGAUAAAAAGGCCUCUGACUAUGAGAAUGCGUGUACCACUGCAGGAUGGAGUGAUGUUCUCAGCUGUUUAAAUGAAAUCGCAACACAAAAUAAUGUUCGCAGUGGUAAUGAUGACAUUGAUAAAUGUCGUUUACCGUCAGAAUGGAAUGAAGUCAAUCUAUUUCGUCCACGUUGGCUUCGAUCUACACUAAUUCCAGCUUUAAUGAAUGCUCCGGAAAUUGAACAUUUAUCAACAGAAUUAAAAUAUGCCCGUGAACAAUUAUUACAAGGAAUACGUUCCGCUGGUCUAUCACACUUAUUAAAUCAAACCGAAGUGAAACUUUCUAACAUGAAGUCAAUGAAUAGAACAGUAACAGGAACCAAGAAACAAUCAACCUCUUCCUCUUCACUCAAAUCAAAACAACACAAAGUGUUGAAUAAAACAAAUUCGAAAAUUAAACAAACAAAAAUUGACGAGAAUACAAUUACAUAA
This is a messenger RNA of Schistosoma turkestanicum, 1150 nucleotides long. The record is from the annotation of a GenBank genome assembly. Lineage: Eukaryota; Metazoa; Platyhelminthes; Trematoda; Strigeidida; Schistosomatidae.